Messenger RNA from Cladophialophora bantiana CBS 173.52, 3192 nucleotides. RefSeq lists its product as uncharacterized. The coding region runs from base 1 to 3192 and encodes 1063 amino acids. The record is from RefSeq and is a predicted model, not a curated record. Gene Ontology annotation, biological process: positive regulation of proteasomal ubiquitin-dependent protein catabolic process; ubiquitin-dependent protein catabolic process; protein polyubiquitination. Gene Ontology annotation, cellular component: ubiquitin ligase complex; cytoplasm. NCBI's taxonomy places the organism in Eukaryota, Fungi, Ascomycota, Eurotiomycetes, Chaetothyriales, Herpotrichiellaceae. Gene Ontology annotation, molecular function: ubiquitin conjugating enzyme binding; zinc ion binding; ubiquitin protein ligase activity. The transcript has 2 exons.
AUGUUACAGAAGACCGCCGAAGCCUCCGGCAAGAAGGAGUACACCCGAAAAGACAUUUGGGAGGCCUUCAAGGAUGUCAAAUCUAAUCCGCAGCCUAGUAGUGCCUGGACAAGACAGAACAUACCAUCUGAACUGCAAAGCGUUGAAGACGACUCGGACUUGCCAGAAAAGCUCAAACAAAUCCUCGUCUGGUCACUAUCUGUCCAUUCGCCUCCGUCACAAAGCAACGCUCGGCCUAGCAUUCAACCCCCGGGGGGACCUUCAGUUCAAGACUCGCGACAAGCACAUGAGGAUAGCAAAUUUCAUCAGACAAAUGCAGAGUCGGCUUGUCGCUCGGUUGCCUCCGAAAAGUUUGACAAUGAUGACACAUCCGAAUCGCGGAGCACUCAAUCCGAGCGCCGUCUCGAAAAAAGUCGAUUAAGACCACGGUACAUUGGUGGUAGCGUUCUUGGGUCUACGAUCAGCCUUAUCACAGCCUUCAAGAACAAGUCGGAGAAGGAAUCAUCCCAGCCUCAUAUUGAUGCAAAGAAGGCUCCGUCAAAGAAAGCUCCUCAGGUUGAAUGUACAAGUUGCUUUGAAGACAUCCCCGAGAAUGCCACAAGCAAACUUCCUUGCAAUCACUCAUACUGCAAGCCAUGUUUGACGACCCUGAUCACAACUGCUCUCCAAACCGAAUCUAGCUUCCCGCCCAAGUGCUGCUUGACAGAAAUACCAUUACAGACAGUUUUAUUAUCACUCGACUCCAAACAGAGGGAGAUAUAUAAAGAGAAGGCUGCUGAGUAUGCAAUUGCGCCUCAAGAAAGAUGGUACUGCCCAAACACAAAAUGCUUGAAAUGGAUACCACCCUCGAAGCUACAGCGCAUCCGCAUAUUGAACCUGAAAUGCCCCCAUUGUGCAACCAAGAUUUGCAGUGUAUGUCGCGGCCUAGCCCACCGAGAUUCCGCAGAUUGCCCUCAAGACUACGGCCUUGAAGCUACAAUUAUGCUGGCUGAACUGGAGGGCUGGCGACGUUGCUUCAAAUGCCGCACCAUGGUCGAGCGAACACAAGGGUGCCGUCAUAUGACCUGUAAAUGUGGUGCGCAGUUCUGCUACUCAUGCGGGGCAAAGUGGCGGAGCUGUUCUUGCACCGAAACGGAUGAAGCCAACCGUCAGGCAGAAUUGAGACGCCGUAGAGGAGACAGAGCGAUUGCAGUGAAUGCCGAAGUUGCAGAAAUUGAUCGAGUAAUUGCUCAGGUCGAGGAAAUGGAGCGGCGUGAGGCCGAGGAACGUCGAAGAGAAGAGCAAAGACGUGAAGCAGACCAGCGCAGAGAAGAGGCUGAACUUGCAAGACUCGAAGAGCUGCGCCUGCGUGAGGAGGAAGCUAGGCGAUUGGAAGAAGAACGAAUGACCCAAGAACUACGACGAAUUCUCCAACUCUCCGUCGAGGAAACGUGUGACGCAAUCCAGUCUGCCUGGGAUGAUCUGCUGCAAUCACAGAGAAAGCGCUUGGAUGACAGACAUUUGCAAGCUGAGCAACAGCAUGCGCAGGAGCGCGAUGAGGCAACGAAACGACAGCAACAAGAGAAUGGAGAAAACUUCGCCAAAAUGGAAUCCAACCUCGGAAAGAGAACUUCCACCAUCAAGGAGAGGCACAAUAAGGAACUGGAAGCCUUUAACACUGAGCAGCAGGACCUGGAAGAUGACCUGUUCCUAGAAAUUCAACUACACCUCCGGGGCAAGCAGGACAAGCAAUCCCGAGAGCGCCGCCUUCAAGAACGAUUCCAGAGACAGCGCGACGAGAAACAACGCAAAAUGCUUUCAAAGCAUCGAUCUGAAUCAGAAUCUCUGCAGGCGAACGCCACAAUGGAACUGCAGGGCCUCAAAUUGAGCAACGAGAGCAAGUUGGCCAGGCUCGAGCACAGAUACCGAGUGGAUUUUGAGAUUCUGUUGGCGAACGUUGUAGCAGACCGCGCGUGGUUCGACUUCCUCGCAGAGAAACGGCAAAACAUGGUCGACGCGAACCGGCGACUUAUGCUUGCGGCUCUAGAAGCCGAUCAAGAGCCGGUGGGGUUGACCGAAGAGACGGCCACGACAAUCGGUCCCUUCUUGACAAGUAUGCGGUGUGAAGCACAUGGCACUGAAUCCGCACCUCACCUCAGCGGCGCAGUUCUUCAGGAACCGGUGCAGGAGCCAUGGAGAGAGGUCCUAUCUCCAUCACCGGCACACAGUGCGUCUCCGGCGCGCUCCUUGGUCGAGCUUGCUGCAACGUCCCAGCAGUUAUUAAACAGUUUGAAUGAAUCACACAUCGUGGCAGAGUCGGACGUGAAGAGUUCACAACCCGGCGCUGUCGUCCAACCCAUGUCCAACCGUGCCUUCGCGUGGAUGACCGGUGGUGCUGAGGACGUCGCGACCUCAAGAAUUCAUCACGAUGUCACUGCGCGCCACUCACCCCCAGCUGGUGGAAGCCAAGGAUUUCCCAGUCAAACCUACGCCCACGCUGCUCCAUUGAGAUUUGCGGCGACAUCCAAUCCGACUGAGAUGAUGAUGUCGGGAGGACUGCGGCCAACAGGACACUCGGUAGCACCAUCCAUGGACCGUCUUGGAGUUCCGAGUUUGAUUCCCCCACCUCUGCAGACCGGGAGACGACAGCUACAGCGAACCACGGACGGUUUGAAAGGCCCAGAGCGCUACGCGAACGAUCCACCCCCGCCCGUGCCCAAAGUGCCCGCCAUCUACCUUGCGCGGCAGCGCGACACCGAGACAGAGAUCGAACACAGCCCAUACACAAUGCAACAGCCCAGAGGACUGGGUGGCUUAGUGCCGAUCGAGGCCAACCGAGACAACAGGCACGGCGGCGCGAGUCACGGCGGGGAGCAUAAGCGCCAGUCCUCCUCCUCAGGUUCUCUCACCAGUUCCAGCUCGCUCUUGACUCCCUCGAUAACGACGACCUCGAUCUCGACGACACCGCGGUCCUCACCGUCUGCGACCCGCACGUCGAGUUCUCGAAGCAGCGGCGAGAGCCUCUUCCUGCACAGCUUGAUCACGGCGACCACCAACGCCGCCACCGCGGCAGGACGACCGUCCAGGACCUCGCUGUCGCCGGUCUCGCCCAUCUCUCCUGCGGUGCCUGUGGACGUGGCCAAGCAGAAGUCCGGAGGACCGGGGAGCCCACAGAUGCGCCCGACACGGUCGGUGUGGUCGAUUCUGGGCUGA